UAGCAAAUAUUUUGUGAAUGAUUUCGAGUCUCAUUUUUUGUUGGUGGUGUUGUUGUUUUUAGAGACAAUUUCGCAGUUUGUUUGUAUGUUUAUAGAGGAAUAAGAAAGAAAGAGAAUUUAUUAGGAGGCGGCACAUCACAUGAUAUUAUUCGAUGGUGCGGCGACCAUUCGGCUGCCAGUGCGCCCGCUCACAGUCACUGUAUUACCCCGCGCCUCACAUUUCCCAUGCGCAUACACUCUAAUGGCUACUUCACUCCCACUCGGUUACUUCACUUCCUCAAAUCUACCAUACCACCCCAUGUUGAAGAAAACUUAUUCAUUAUCGGUACCCAAUUUCUCUGGGAAACACACCCAGCUUCACUCCUUCAAGGAAAUUUGUGAGCAAGGAAGCCUCCACGAAGCUCUUCAAUCACUUGCCAGUUUGUUCGCAGACCAAACUUCACAAGGCCAGUUUUGUCUUGACGAGACUUAUUCAGCCGUUCUCCAACUUUGUGCCAGCAAGAAAGCUCUAUUUCAAGGCCAACAAGUUCAUGCCCAUAUGACAAAAUCUUGUGCUGUGUCUGAUUCUGUGUUCCUGGGCACUAAGCUUUUGUUUAUGUAUGGAAAGUGCGGUUCUAUUGUUAAUGCCCAGAAGAUGUUUGAUAGAAUGCGUGAAAGAUCGAUUUUUACGUGGAAUGCAAUGAUUGGGGCCUCCGUUUCAAAUGGCGAGUCUUUAAGAGCGAUUGAGCUCUAUAGAGAGAUGCGGGUUUCGGGAGCUUCUCCUGAUUCGUGCACUUUUCCGUGUAUACUAAAAGCGUGUGGCACUCUUAACGAUCUUCGAUACGGCACUGAAAUUCAUGGUCUGGCUAUCAAAACUGGGUGCGAUUCUGUGUCGUUUGUUGUGAAUGCAUUAGUUUCUAUGUAUGCAAAGUGCAAUAAUCUUAACGGGGCAAGGAAGUUAUUUGGCAAUAUAACUAUAAAAGACGAUAUUGUGUCCUGGAAUUCAAUUAUUUAUGCGUAUUCUGCCAAGGGAAAAGCUCUCGAGGCUUUGGAGCUUUUUAGAGAAAUGCAGAAGUUGAAUGUUUCAACGAAUUCGUAUACUUUGGUCUCUGCUCUUCAAGCCUGCGAAGAUUCAGUUUUUGAGAAGUUGGGCAUGGAGAUACAUGCUGCAAUAUUGAAAUCGAGUCUCUAUCUUGAUAUUUAUGUGGUGAAUGCUUUGCUUGCCAUGUAUGUCAGAUUUGGUAAAAUGGUUGAGGCCAUGAGAGUUUUUAACAACCUGGAGCGCAAGGAUAUUUUCUCUUACAACACUAUGCUGUCUGGUUAUGUCCAAAACGGUCUUUACAAUGAAGCAUUAAAGCUGUUCCAUUAUAUGCAGGGUAAUGGUGAAAAACCUGGCCACGUUUCAAUUGUAAAUGUCAUUGCGGCAUGUGGUCGAUUAGGAAAUGCAUUGUAUGGAAAGGAAGCUCAUGCUUAUGCAAUAAAAGAGGGAUUGGAUUCUAAUUUACAGAUUGGAAACACACUAGUAGAUAUGUAUGCGAAGUGUUGCUGUUUGAAUUUCAUGGGCCGUGCUUUUGAUAGGAUGGCCGUCAAGGAUUUCAUUUCAUGGACAACGAUCAUUGCUGGUUAUGCUCAGAACAAUUUUCAUGUGAGGGCCUUAGAAUUGAGUAAGAAGGCACAAAUGGAAGGAGUGGUCAUUGAUUCAAUGAUGAUUGAAAGUAUUUUGCUGGCAUGUAAAGGGUUGAAAAGUAUUUGCUUGGUAAAAGAAACUCAUGGUUAUAUUAUGAGAAGAGGAUUAUAUGAUCAAGUGCUUCAAAAUGCAAUUGUCAAUGUCUAUGGAGAGUGUGGCUACAUAGAGCACGCAUAUAGAAUGUUUGAACUGAUAGAAUCUAAAGAUAUUGUAUCUUGGACAAGCAUGCUAUCUUGUUAUGUUCAUAAUGGGCUUGCAAACGAGGCAUUUGAACUUUUAGAGUUGAUGAAAGGAGGCAAUGUGGAACUUGAUACGAUAGCACUAGUGAGCAUACUUUCAGCAGCCACUAGUUUGUCUGCCUUAAAUAAAGGAAAGGAAAUCCAUGGCUUCUUUAUUAGAAAGGGUUUUUUCCCAGAGGCACCUGUUGCUCGCUCAUUAGUAGAGAUGUAUGCCAGCUGUGGGAAUUUGGAGUAUGCAAUUAAGGUGUAUGACAGCGUUCUAAUUAAAGAUUUAGUCCUAUGGACUACCAUGAUUAAUGCAUAUGGAAUGUAUGGUCAUGGCAAGAAAGCCAUCGAUUUAUUUAGGAAGAUGGAAGACGAAGGAUUAGUUCCCGAUCAUAUUACCUUUCUGGCACUUCUAUACGCAUGCAGUCAUUCGGGCUUGAUCGAAGAAGGCCAAAAAUAUUUUGAUUCUAUGAGAAGGGAUUAUCAAUUAAAGCCAUGGCCAGAGCAUAAUGCUUGCUUUGUUGAUAUUCUUGGUCGUGCCAACCGCUUGGAAGAGGCAUACCAGUUUGUAAAUAGCAUUGAAGGUGAACCUACUGCUGAGGUGUGGUGUGCUCUCCUUGGGGCUUGCAGGGUUUACUCUAACAAAGAAUUAGGAGAAAUUGCAGCCAGGAACCUCUUAGAAUUGGACCCUCAGAACCCAGGAAAAUAUGUGCUGAUAUCUAAUGUUCUUGCUGCCAAUGGAAAGUGGAAAGAUGUUCAAGAAGUGAGAAUGAAAAUGAAGGGAAGUGGGUUGAAGAAAAAUCCUGGAUGUAGUUGGAUUGAAGUUAAAAACAAGGUCCAUACUUUUAGUGCCAGAGAUAAAUCACAUCCCGAGUCUCUUAAGAUAUACCAAAAAUUAGAUCAAGUUACCAAGACUUUGCAAAGGGAAGCAGGUUAUGUGGCUCAAACCAAGUUGGUUUUGCACAAUGUAGAGGAAGAAGAGAAAGUUGAGAUACUUCAUGGACAUAGUGAAAGACUAGCUAUUUCAUAUGGUUUAAUUGGUACUCCCAAUGGAGCUCCAAUUCGAAUAUCAAAGAACCUUCGUAUCUGUAGUGAUUGUCAUACUUUCAGCAAAUUAGUAUCAAAAUUCUUUGAGCGAGAACUUGUUGUGAGGGAUGCCAAUAGGUUUCAUCAUUUUAGGAAUGGACUCUGUUCUUGUGAUGAUUUUUGGUGACUGACAGGUCAAUAAAAGAGAUAAGACAUGUUUAACUA
This is a messenger RNA of Humulus lupulus (European hop), 3141 nucleotides long. RefSeq names its product pentatricopeptide repeat-containing protein At3g63370, chloroplastic. Bases 140 to 3103 code for a protein of 987 amino acids. The transcript has a single exon. Gene Ontology annotation, biological process: RNA modification. The record is from RefSeq and is a predicted model, not a curated record. NCBI's taxonomy places the organism in Eukaryota, Viridiplantae, Streptophyta, Magnoliopsida, Rosales, Cannabaceae. Gene Ontology annotation, molecular function: protein binding; zinc ion binding; RNA binding.